CCCGCCCAGCCGCUACCUGCCUCCCGACAUGGGCCGACAGAAGGAGCUGGUGGCCCGCUGCGGGGAGAUGCUCCACAUCCGCUACCGGCUGCUUCGCCAGGCGCUGGCCGAGUGCCUGGGAACCCUCAUCCUCGUGAUGUUUGGCUGUGGCUCUGUGGCCCAGGUCGUGCUCAGCCGGGGCACCCAUGGUGGUUUCCUUACUAUCAACCUGGCCUUUGGCUUUGCCGUCACUCUGGGCAUCCUCAUUGCUGGCCAGGUCUCCGGGGCCCACCUGAACCCUGCUGUGACCUUUGCCAUGUGCUUCCUGGCGAGAGAGCCCUGGAUCAAGCUGCCCGUCUAUGCCCUGGCUCAGACACUGGGAGCCUUCCUGGGUGCUGGAAUCGUUUUUGGGUUGUACUAUGAUGCAAUCUGGGCCUUCGCCAACAAUGAACUUAUAGUCUCAGGCCCCAACGGCACAGCUGGCAUCUUUGCCACCUAUCCUUCGGGACACUUGGACAUGGUCAAUGGCUUCUUCGACCAGUUCAUCGGCACAGCCUCCCUCAUCGUGUGUGUGCUGGCCAUUGUGGACCCCUACAACAACCCGGUCCCCCGUGGCCUGGAGGCCUUCACCGUGGGCCUGGUGGUUCUGGUCAUUGGCACCUCCAUGGGCUUCAACUCCGGCUACGCUGUCAACCCUGCCCGGGACUUCGGCCCCCGCCUCUUCACCGCCCUCGCUGGCUGGGGCUCAGAAGUGUUCACGACCGGCCGCCAAUGGUGGUGGGUGCCCAUCGUCUCCCCGCUCCUGGGCUCCGUUGCGGGAGUCAUCGUGUACCAGGUCAUGAUUGGCUGCCACUUGGAGCAGCCUCCACCCUCCACUGAGCAGGAGAACGUGAAGCUGGCCCACGUGAAGCACAAGGAGCAGCUCUGAGCGGGCAGGGGCCAUCCCCCCUGCCCCUCUCCCUGGAGCAUCCACUGACUGUGCAGGGCCUGCUCCCUAGAAGCCCCCUUCUUAGCCCCCCUCCCAGGCUAAGAAGCUCCUUGUCUGCCCCUACCUAACUGGACAGCCCCUCCAGGAUUUUCCACCAGACCCUGCCCAAAUAAGACUUUAGGCCACUGUCCUUAAACUGUGAUGGGACAGGGAACAGGGCCAACAUAACCCUCUGUCUCCCAAAUGGAGGGAAUGGGCAGCGGGUAUGUGAGAGUGUGUGUGUGUGUUUGUGUUUUCCCAGAUAUUCAGGGCAAGGGGUCCAGUGGAAAGGAU
Miniopterus natalensis is the source of this 1240-nucleotide messenger RNA. It is a transcript of the gene AQP3, whose product is annotated as aquaporin 3 (Gill blood group). Gene Ontology annotation, cellular component: plasma membrane; basolateral plasma membrane. Gene Ontology annotation, biological process: glycerol transmembrane transport; water transport. Gene Ontology annotation, molecular function: glycerol channel activity; water channel activity; urea transmembrane transporter activity. The record is from RefSeq and is a predicted model, not a curated record. Lineage: Eukaryota; Metazoa; Chordata; Mammalia; Chiroptera; Miniopteridae.